CUACGCCUAUAAAUACUCGCCACUUUCUCAUCUCCCCCGUUCACUUUGUUUACUGAUUAAGCAACCAGAGUCUCGAUCAAGUCUCCUUCUUCGAGAUCAGACAGCUACCAGCAUUUUUCCCUCGCUUAGUUCCUUCGCACUCUCGGAUCUCCCUGGAGUCUACCAACUCAUAAUUCACUGGAGUCAAGCAACUCAUAAUUGAGGAUCCUCCCGCUGGAACAGAUAACUGCCCUUUCUCACAAAAGUAGAGGGAUUUUAUCCGAGUGCAAUGUUUGCUCCAGCUGCUUCCACGACUGAGAUUGAUUUUGACUGUACUUUGGCGGAGCUCUUUGGGUUAUUCACAAGAAUGGCGAGUGGAACAUCUCCACCAAGCAAUGUUGUUACAGAUAUAAAUCCUUACAAAUAUGCGCCCUCCAAUUUACCUGCUGGUGUUUGGUACUUUUUAUACUCCAAGGAGAACAUUGGUACAGAAUAUGGUAUCUGGAAGGCCAAAGAGGAGGCCUGUGAAAUAUUUUCAGAUACUUCCAUUAUUGGUUGGAGGAGCACACUUGAAUUCCAUGAAGGUCAGGUGCCAGAUGAGCACAAGAGUAGCUGGAUAAUGCAAGAGUUUACUAUAACUCAGAAGAGACCAUCUGAAGACAGCGAGACCAAGGAAGCAGGCAUAUUGUGCCGAAUUUUUCUUGAUGGUGUACAAAAUUGUUACCUGGACAAGCAAGAGAAGAAGUCUGGUCCUGAUAUUGGGACUGAAUUCCAUGAUCAUACAAAGCAACUAAUUGUUCCAAUAGCUGAUAACAACUCUGGAAAAGGUUCUUCCAGCAAUCUCCUGGUGCAGAAGGGUGACAAGGUAGAAGAAUCACCUGUUUCAAGGAAACUUACAAAUUAUAGUGCUGAAAACCUGCCUGAACUUGAUUGCUUUAGAGGUGAUUACUUGGAGUUGCUGGAUCUUGAUAACCCAGCAUCAUCGUCUUCCAGUUCAGAAAAUUCAAGUCGCUUUUCCUUGUCAUCAGACGAAUAUUUUGAUCCAUUGGCUUUGUUGCAAGAGCUUAGGUCUGAAAAUAGUGCAGACAUAGAAAAGAGGGAUGCAAAUUACAAAUUCAACAUCAGUGAAGCCCGCAGAUUAACUGAGGUUGUUGUAACUGUUCCGGCCAUUUCAGGAAAUGUUAUUGAUAUUGGAAGAACCAAAUCUCCUGUCAAAGAGAUGAUGAAGGCUGAUUGCUUUGUGCCUGGAGAAGGAGAUAGUAUACAUCUGGAUGACAGACAGGGAGGUUUGAAAUCAAAGUACGUUGGUGAAGGUCCAUCAUCAAACUCUCAUAAUGUGUCUGAAUCUUGGGAUAGCCCCAUUGUAGCUCCAUGUGGGGAAAGGAAAUCUGCUGCUGGCAGAAUGAAAAAGCUCAAGAAGAAGUACCUCUGCUUUAUGCCAUUUUAGAUCCUCUAGUAUAAUACUGUUAGGGUGUGUAACAUAUAAUUAUAAUUCACGCACAAUGCACAAAAUUAAGUUGUCUUAGGGAGUAGAAUAAGAAAUAUCGUUGCAAUGCAAUGUUUAAACACAAGAUCAGGAAGUAUAGUAAUUUAGACAGAGUCCAGUUUGUGUAUGUUUUCUUGUUGAUAGCAGAUUAAUGAGCUUCAAGAGUAGGAGACUGAUGUUAUGUCAUAGGAAAGGAACCUAGUUACUUGGUUUACAGUUGCAAGGUUAGGCAAAGUGGGUUCUCAUGAUAUCAUGACGAGCUCUGUUGUUGUAAUAUUAUUUCGUUUCAUAAUGUAAAACUCUCUUAUGUUUUUUUACCG
Carica papaya (papaya) is the source of this 1785-nucleotide messenger RNA. RefSeq lists its product as uncharacterized. The record is from RefSeq and is a predicted model, not a curated record. Gene Ontology annotation, molecular function: DNA binding. Gene Ontology annotation, biological process: regulation of DNA-templated transcription. NCBI's taxonomy places the organism in Eukaryota, Viridiplantae, Streptophyta, Magnoliopsida, Brassicales, Caricaceae.